This is a messenger RNA of Volvox carteri f. nagariensis, 30611 nucleotides long. RefSeq lists its product as uncharacterized. Bases 1 to 2766 code for a protein of 921 amino acids. Gene Ontology annotation, biological process: electron transport chain. The transcript is spliced from 44 exons. NCBI's taxonomy places the organism in Eukaryota, Viridiplantae, Chlorophyta, Chlorophyceae, Chlamydomonadales, Volvocaceae. Gene Ontology annotation, molecular function: protein binding. The record is from RefSeq and is a predicted model, not a curated record.
AUGCCGCCGCUACCAACAUUAUGGGAUCCCGCGGGGGCUGUGGACAAGUUGCCACAGCCCUUCCGCAUGAUAGACAAGGUUCUAGCUGACAUUGUCGAGCAAGUCGUCGACCUCAUCGGCAAGCGAGAGCAGCAGCGAAAGCUCGAGGAGGCAGCGAAAGUCAACCUGACGUUCGCCCCUCACGCGGUGCUGGAGGUGCCCCCGGAGACGUCGCUCUUCAAACCCCUGGGCAUAGCCGGCCUCGCCGCCCUGGCCCUACCCGACGGUGAGCUGCGGGUGGUGAGUGCGAGAGACGCCUCCAGCACCUGCUCGGACCGGACACACACCUCCCCCAUCACUGCCAUGGAAUCCGGUUUGGUGGUGGCCACCAGCGGCAGGCUGCUUGCUGCCGCCUCCCGUACAACCCUGUCCGUACACGAGGUGGACAUCAAGACGUCCGGACUGACACUGCUGGCGUCGGUGACUCUUCCCUCCGAUCCGGAUGACCACUCCUCGCCGGUACGACUGCACUGGUCGGACACGUUGGGGCAUCUGGCUGUGUGUUACGACUCGGGGGCGUUGGCGCUGUACGGCGUGUCGUUGCCCGUACCUGACGUGGAUACGAACGGUCUAGGUGCGCUGAUGGCAAUGCAACUGCACAUGUUUGGGCCCACGCGGCUCACGGAGCUGCUGCGGGUGCCGCUGGCGGCUGUGAAGGCCUUGUGCCUGGACAGCCCCUCACUGGGUUCCAGUCAGCUGAUGUGGCAGCAACAGCACCGGCCGGACAAGGCCGCACACUCGGACCGCUACCACAAGACCGCCCGGGGGUUGUACAUCUGGUGGGAAGGCUCCAGUCGGCUGCUGCUGGUGGAUAUCGCCGCCGCCGCUGCGGCCGCCGCCGCCGCCGCUUCAUCAGCUUCCGCCGCCGCCGUACGACCCGCACCCGAGGCCGAGCCGUCUACCGCAUCGGGUACCUCCGCCGGCAAAGCGGCCCCCGGCAGUAAAGCAGUUAAUAAGGCCGCAGGGGGGGGCGGGGACUCUGCCGCCGCCGUCGCUGCUGCUGCAGCGGCGGCGGGCGCCAACCCCGUCGUUGCGUCCGCGCCGCCGCCAGGCGAGCCCUGCGGCCCGCCGCGAACACCGCAAGUCGCGCCGCUGGCGCGCGACUGGAUCUUGCCGUACAACAUCACGGCGGCGGCGGCGACGUCGGACCGGAGGACGUUGGCUUGGGGCCUUGCGGACGGAUCCGUGUUGCUGCUGGACGACCGGGCGGGGUGCACCACCAAGGUCCUCCCCCGCCUGCGUGGCGCCAUUACCGCGCUGGCCUGGGUCAACGGCGUGGCGCACAAGCUCAUGUGUGCGUCCGCCGCGGGGGACAUCUUCAUCGCGGAUAUCAUCAAGCCCGAAGACAGCAGCCAGAAGCCGUACGAGUUCCCCCAACCCAUCCACGCCAUAUACUUCCUUCCCAACGAGCCCUUUGCGCUGUGUGUCUGUCGCGGCCACACCUCCUCAGAUGGGGAGCUGGCCGCGAACGGCAGCGCCAGUCGGAACAGCGUUGGCGGCGCUGCUGCCGCCGCCGCCGGCAGCGGCAGCGGUAGUGGUGGUAGCGACGGCGGCUGUGUGGGAAAUGCGCUGGCGGUGAAGGCGGUCCGUCCCCGGAUAAUGUGGUACAAUGUGUUGGAGGAGAAGCCGGUGGCGGAGCUGAUGGGGCCGCAGGCGGGACAGAGCUUCGGGCUGGCGUGCUGCGUGCCGCCGCCGCCGCCACCCCCGCCGCCGCGGCCGCCGUCGGCGCCGGAGGCGCCGACCAGCCCCUCCGCCGGCUCUGCAACGGGCGGCGGCGGUAGCAGGAAAGGCACGCCGGAGCCGCCGUCACCCCACGCCCGCCAGGCGAUGAUGGCCGCGCUGGCGGCGAUGGGCGCAAACGUUCAUUCGGGUCCCCAGCUGGUGCAGGUACCGCUGCCGGUGCCGGCGGGGCAGGUGGUGCCGUAUCCGGCGUUGGCGGUGACGGACACGUACCUGCUGGUGGGCGGCGACCUGGUGGACAAGGUUGUGUACUCCAACUUUGCGGACGCGGAUGCGGUGCCUCAGCGGAUCCUGUUGCUGUACAUGUACAAGGUGGAUGCGCUGCUGCGACACCUGCUGCCGGAGGACGAGACGCAUUCUAGGUUGGGUCGGGUGGUUCUUGACCGGCUGUUGGCAGAUUUGGAGGCGCCCAAGGUCAACAAGCGCAAGGGUAAGCGUGUUACCUUGGACGUGGAGGACACAGACACCCCCAAGCUGCCCUCCUCCAUGCGCAAACCCGACCCCUUCGACCCGGCGGCACCGCGACCCGCGGGUCGCGCCGCCAACCGCCACAUCACGUUUGGCGCCAUCCCCGACGAGUUAUUCGACGACGCUGGCAAGGUGCCCAAGGAGACCAAGAAGGUGUUCCCAAAGGAAACCAAGAAGGGCCUCAAGACGGGACCGGACGACCCGGCACUGGCAAACAAGGACAGAAGGGGUUCCGACGGCAAGCCCCGACUCGCCCCACUGGAUUUGGAAAAGGCCCGCGAGGCUCCGCCUGCUUUUCAGGAGCGCAGUCAGUCGCCCCCGUGGCACCACACCAACCCGCUGGCUCGCAUCCACCCCGACUGGGAGGAAGCCCCCGUGCUCAUUCGCAUCAUGGAACGAAUCGGCUCCAAGGGCGGUGGGCGCAAGCGGCGAGAGAAGCGGCUGGAUACGCUGACCGGGGAAAUGAUGGCCAAGUACGCCAAGGAGGCGGGGGCCAAACCCAAUCUGCUGGUCACGUGAAGUGUCACAAAGCGGCUCUCGCGGCGGUUGCUGGGCGGAGGACUAGCAGGUCACCACACGACGUCACACUCGACCAGGAUGGCAGAUUGGUGAAGUCGGGUGGAGAGUCGUUGAUAGCUCAUCUCGUAACCUGCAGGGUAUAGGUUGUGGUUCUGGAGCCGCCUAGGCCCACCAGGGUGAGGUGGGGCCCGGGGUUUGUAACGGGAUGGGGGCUCCUGUCCUGCCUUCCGGCCAGGGCCAGGUUCCCCAGAACGGACUUCCAUGUGCAGCGCUGUGAACAGGAAAGGUGCCGGACGUGCUCUAGGAGUAGCUGCUCUUGAGGGGUCCAUGGCCGCCUGGCUGAGUUAGAACCAUUAGAACCUCGUCAGAGCCGGGGUCGCAAUACCCCAAUGCCGUGAUAGCAGUGCCCCAAACUCCCCCCAUUGGGUAAAACGACCCUCUCGCGCACCUCUCGUCGAUUUCCUCGGCACUAGACCGCAUCGCAAUGGAAGGAAGCCAAGCUGUCUUCCAACAGUAACCCUUUGCAAAGGUUACAAGGCUGCAACCACCGCUUGGAAGCGGGGCCACAGAGCCUCGAACAAUCCUGUAAUUUGUUUCAAUCAAAAAGGAAAGUCUGUGCUUGUUUGCGGUGCUGUCUAAUAUUGGCUACGUCUCCUGCGAAGAUGACGGUUUUGAACAGAAACUCGCUCAAGGUGCUGCAAAAUAACAGUCGACCAUUAUGCCGCCUAACUUCUCCCCAACAGCUGAGGGUACAUGUUCAGGAACAUCUUUGUCGCUCUUGGUCGCAUUCUGCACCAGCUGUAGACACACCUUCUAAUCAGACGUACGAAAGGCAGGGCACCGACUCCUCGCUCCACUCCCCACACAUAACCUUACACCUCCUGUCCUUCGACCACGUACAUCCACAAAAUUUGCAGCAGGAGAGUAACGCACACGUCCCGGCAAUCGCCUCAAAUUUUGCAGGGCAGCAAAACCGCAAAGACGUAUCACCAGUGCCUCACUGAGACGGACGCGCCCGGGCGCACGGUGCGCGGAAACUUUUAACUGCUGGCUCGACCGAGUGUUUGUGUUUGCAUGUAUAGGUGUACGCCCCCAGCCACACCAACCCAGAUGUGAAGGUCUCCAGGUCAUGCGAGCUUCGCGCAACGACGCUGCACGCCACCGCAUCGGCGAGACUGCCGAAGCGAAACAAAACUUGAGAAGAUAAGCUACUGCUGGUGGUACUACUGCUACGCGGGACUGCGGGAAUCGAUGCUGCAGCUGUUUUUGACCGAACGCUCGUCGGUAUUUUGAAGUCCUGAACAGGCGCAGAAGUCGACAACCCCUUCCACGCUAACUACACAUGUCCGCGCGAAACGACACUCCCCCAGUGAUAGGAAACGUUGGCCACCAAAGAAUGGAUGAAGACGGUUCCCUGCCCAUUUGACUGCGUUGUUCGAUCGCGCGCUCCCCAUAACCCCACACCGCACCGCACACGCCGCCAUGAAAACAGCAAUGUUAGGUCUGUGCAGGCAGCGGCCGUAAAUUACAGACCCGCCAGGGGACCAAAGAUUCUGCUGAAUCCGAUGACCGCAACGUAAACGCAACCCCGAGUGGUGGUUAUUUGCCAGGCAUUUCAGCCGCAGCAGUCCAUAAUCGCUGUAAGAGCCGGUCCACAUGGCUACGACCACAUACCGCAUGAGAAGGCACACACAUACCUCUACCCUCGCCGACCCGCUGAUUUCAACAGCCGCCGACGUCCCGCGGUGCCCCCGGUCCCGGUCCCGGCCCCGCCGCUGCCUAGGCCUAGCGUUGCUCCGGCCCGCUGCCUGGCAACAACCGCCUGUAGAGCCGCAGCCACCGCCGACCGGGGCGACAGCUCCGCCACCACGUCCCGCAAGACCGCGUCGCCCUCCGCCUCCACCUGGGCGGCAGAGCUCUGCAACCGCUGGCACUCACCAAGCAUGCCGCGAAGCGGCGAGUGCAGCGGAUCAGGGUCGAACCCGUUGGCCACGGCUUCGUACACGCUGCUGCUGGUAGUGAUACCGCCGCCACCAGCUCGGCGGUGUUCGAAAGCAGGCACUUCUUCGGCUGGAUGUUCAGACGAGCACGUUCCAGAGCUUCCGCGAAGGCCUUGCUGUGGGGCGAGGCCGUGAGGUUGUUGAGGCUCAGGUCCCUAUUCAGUUCUAAAUGCGGCGGACCCGCCGGUUCGGGAACCUCCGCCGGGUGCAUCUGGACACGGUUCUGCAACCGCAAAGGCGCCGGCACCGACGGCGCCGGCAAGCCAUGUCCCACGGGGACCGCGGCAGCGGCGCCGGCUGUGGAUGUGCCGACGGGGGCUGUUCCUCCGUACGACCAGCUCGAACCCGCCACGAACGCAGCCGCCAAGUCGUUCCUGAUACCGUUGACCCCUCCGUCGGCUGGAUAUCCCCCCCAGGUACUACUGUACUGCUGCAGCCCGCGCGGGGAGCUGUGAUGGUCCUCGAGCAGUCGCUCCUGCGGCUGCGGCUGCUGCUGCCGCCGGGGCGAUGAGAGCCUCGGGCCGGUGCCGCGCGGGGAGCUCCGGGCCAGACCCGCCAACGUCGCCGCUAGGGCCAGGUUGCCUCGACGCUGCGCCAGCAGUGCGACCUCCUCCAGCGGGUCCAAGACCUGUCGCGGCAGCUGUGCCGACUGCACUGCUGGAGGGAGCAGUGCCCCAUCGGAUUGGUGUUGAUGUUGGUGUUGGUAUGGCCUCCGUUGCGUGGCAGCGAUCUCAUUCGCUGCAACAACUGCCGCCGCCGGAGAUCGUUCCGGCAGCGGUUCGUGUCCGGCAGCCUGUAGUCCCUGCAUGACGCCGCCGCUGCCGCCGCCGCUGUUGCCAAACCCUGGCGAGUCAUGCCCAUCUCGGCCUACUACCAGUUGAUUCGCGCUUCCGUCGGGGAUCCGCGCCUGCAGCCCCUGCCGCCUUUUCGGCGGGGAGGUGCUGCUUCCAGUAUGAUGUGCGCGCCGGGGUUAACUGUUCCCGCGGCGUGCGCGUCGGCGAGCCGCAAGUCGGGCAGAAGCCCGUCAUAUCCACCCCCACCUCAGCAGCCGCUGCUGACCCACUGGGAGCCGCCGUACUACGCGACCGAUCCGCCGCUUUCGUCUGUCCUGCGGCGACCGAGGGCGGAGGAGCCGCUUGCAGUGGCAGCAGCAAUGGCGGGGGCAGUGGCAGCGGUUGUGCACGCGUGGUCAAGCUGCUGCUGCUGCUGGAUGGGCUGUGCAGCGCUGGCUGCCGCAGGGCAUACCCGACGGCCCCGAGCACAGAGGUGUCGGUCUCGAAGCUCCGACUGCUCUGGCCAUCCUCCUCGUCGGUCCACACGCCCGGGCGUAUGAUUCGCCGCCUAUCUGGGUUCUGCUGCUGAUGUUGCAAUGGAGUCAUAAUGUGCGAAGAAGGAGCAGACAGCCGUGGGUUAGUCGUGGUCGGGCCGCUGCCGCCGCCGCUGCUGGUGCUACUGCCAGCCAUCUGCCGGCGAACAACCUCCUCAGCGCCAGACAGGAAGGUGGCCAGCAGGUUGGCGGCUGAGCCGCCGCCGCCGCCGCCGCCGCUACCACUUGGCUUUUGGGAUCCCCCAGUGCGACCGCGACUACAGCUGCUGGCCGCCAGCCCGACCGCAGCAGCAGCUACAGCCGCCGCGCGUGAGUGCCAUUCCGUUAGCGGUGUGGCCGACCCGCCCCCGUCAUCCCGGCUGACCAAGGCUCCGACCCUCGCCCCAGCGGCGGCGGCGGCGGCGGCGGCGGCGUAGGGCUGAUUGGAAGAUGCAAUGACAAUGGCUUUGCACUGAUCGCCGUUCCCAUCACUGGCGCCCGCCGCCGCUGCCGCCGCCGCCGUCGUCGGUGAACCAGUCGAGGGCUUCGCCGCAGUGGAGGCGCGUCUGCAAGCAUUCGCGGCCUCCAGGCGCUUAAGGGCCGCAUCCACCGCCUCCGCCCGCGUCGGGGCGGACGCCGUCCCGUUGAGGGGAAACCGCCCGCCGGCGCCGAAGGCAAAUGGCCCAUGGUCGCUGCAGAAGGACUCUUCAUUGAGCUCGGGGGAUUCCACCAUUUCCCGGGGACGUUUCGCCAUGUUGGCGGCCUCACCGCCGCCUCCGCCGCCUCGUGGAGCGAAGAUGGGCGCACCUGGGGCGCUCAGAGUCGUGGCGCGAGCCAGCAACGAGUCGAUUCCGUCAAGUCCCCGCAGGCCGAGGGAAGCGUCACGGCCACCGCCGAGCGCCGCGGCUGCGGCGCCACCACCGGUAUCAGCUUUGGUGUCCGUGGUGCGCCACAACGCCGCGGCACCAGCUUCGUAGCUGCCCCGCCGGACGAUAUGGCCGACUUGGACCUGGCCUCCAGUUCCUGGAACAGCGACUCCAUUUGCGACAUGUCCGAGCUGACGGUCCCGGACAUGCGCGCUCCCGGGAAGACGGCAACGCUGGAGGCGGCGGCGGCGAGGUUGCGGCCGUGCCCCCAGCCCUCCGCAGCCCCUUCUGCCCAUUCCCCACGGCGUUGGAAGACGCUGUGGACCAUUUGCAACGCGGAGGACUGCGAUGAUGUCAUCGUCGUCAUGGAAGAGCCAGCCGUCGGGAGAGGAGGGGGAAGAACAGGAGGGGUUGGCGGGGGGAGACGCGCAUGCUCGGGAGCGCUGUGGAGGCUCACUUCGGACCACGCCCAGUCCAGCGGGACCCCCCCGGGCUCUGAGGGCUCUGAGGGGAUGGCGCCCGCCGUCGCUACUUGCUGCGCAGGAGCCGGAGCGGGAGCUGGUACCUGAGCCGGCGCGACGACGGCCUUUGGUCCCAAGGACAUGGGUGCCCAGGGGAUGGAAGCCGGGCCCAGAGGAUGACCCUGCUGGGGAUUCGCGUUCGCGUAUUGGUGAUCCGGAUUUGGUUGCCGAGGUGGUACGGACUGGCUGGCCCCGAUGCUAGUGCCGGUGGUGCUGGUGGCGGUGGUGCGGUGCAGAGCGGGCCACGCGGCGCCCACUACGGCAGCACUGACGGUGUACGACUGGCCUGUGGACAACGGGGCUUCUUCGUUAGCAUGAUUGGCGGUGGAUGAUGGCUGGGAGGGGUGAUGGUGGUGCUGCCCGGCGUGAAAUACGGCCGGUAGCUGCGGCUGGGCUUGUGGCGAGUGAAGGGCCCGGCGGGGUGCCCGGCGGAUGACAGUUGUCGGUGAGGGCCUGUCAGCGGUCGAGGGCCUGUGGGGCCCCCCAAGUCGCUUCCAUGCUGUUCCGCACCGCACUUGGUGCGCAUGCGGAAACACUCGAGCCCGUGCUGUUCAAUCCCGUAGCUAUGUUAGGACCAACGGCACCGUUGCCAUGAGCCUGCGCCGGCUGCAUCAGGCUCCCGUCCUGCUGGCUCGAUACGGCAGCUGAAUAGCCAUAACCACCGCCAGCGGACGCUGCGGCAGCGACCGCCUGCGCCAUCGCCGAUGCUGACAACGACAUGUAUGAGGAACCCAGCGACGUGUCGCUGAAGAAGGGCAUUGACGGCCAGGUGGGCAGUAGCGCUUCCGCCGCCGAGUAUUGCGCCAUGGCAUCGCGGUCGGCUACUACUGUGAGGUGGUCCAUGGCGCCCAUACCCCCGAGCAGCACGGCCCCGCCACUACCUCCACUGCGAUCGCGUGCACACGAAGACGACGGCAGCGGUAGUAAUGGUGGUGGUGAGUGACUUGAUUGCGGCCGCAUGCCCAGCUCACGCAGCGCAUGCGGCGGCGGCCGCAGCUGAACCGCAUCAGCAUAGGUGGCGCCGCCGCUGCUACUGUCGUGGACGGCAGCUCCGUCAGACGGUGAACGGAUCGGACUCAGGGGCAGGGCCGGAUGGUGCCCCUCAUCGUGAUGCGGAAUUCCGGCCCCCGGCAACGUGACGGUAUGUGUGCUGCUGCCAAGACCCGCCAGCCCGCUCCACUGGGACGUUGGCUGCGCCGCAAAGGCUCCGCCUCCACGCUGUACCGAAGCAGCGGCAGCAGCGGCAAUGUGUCCGCUGCCAGCAGCCAGCCUGACGGCGGAUGGAUAGCUCGCGUCCCCUAGCAGCCUCUCCGCGGCGGCGGCGGCAGCGGGGUCCAGCUCGCCGGACCCCGCCUGAUCGGAUGUGUUGCGUCGCGACCAGGCCUGUAGCGAGCCGGGGCUGGCGAGGCUGCUGGUAUCCUCAGAAGACGCCAUGGAACGGGCGAAGGCGCCGUUGCCUUCACCGCCGCUACCGCCGCGCGGACUGGCUUCGCGGGAGGCGCUGGUUGCGGAGGAUGGAGACGGCGGCGGCGGAGGGAACACAGGCGGGUGCGGCUGCAAGACGAUGUUUAUGGUCUACCAUUCCGCUGGCUCGACGGCGCUGAUGGCUCCGCUGCUGGCGCGGUCAAGGUGGCUGUUGAUGCCGCCGCUCACUUGGACGUGGGCUACCGGCCCUGGUUCCGGCGGGCAGCUGGCGAUCAAGGUACGGGAAGAUGACCUCGCUAGGCCCGGCGGCGGCAGCGGCGGCGGCGGCGGUGGAAGCACGGAUGACGGACGCGACGGCGGGACGAAAACCUGGUUCGCCGGAUUUGGAGCACCGCCUGGAUUUGCGACGAUGGGCUUUCCAGUAGCAGCGACAGGCGCGGCAGGUGUGGCGGCAAGUCCAGCGCUGCUCCCGAGGUCCAAGUCCGACAGGAAGCCCUUGCCGUUGCCGGUGCUGCGGCUGCCCGCCACGACGACGCUGUCCUCCCAAGCUUGUGGCCGCGGAGGGGGAUCAAGAUUUUCCAGUUGGCUGCUUCCCACGGAGAUAGAAAAGGAGGACUCGGACGAUAUAGGCAUCGAACGUAGGACUUCACUUGCGGAGCGACGGGAGCGCGUGCAGAUGAUAAGUCCAUGGCAGCAGUGGCCGGCGGCCCCACGGGCUCCGGCCCAAACUCGGGCUGGAAGCCGGCGGACUCAGCCGCGAGCUCCGUCACCGCGCCGCGGCUGGAGUCCUCGCAGCCACCAGAGGUGGUGGUGGAGGCCCUCGUCUCCAGGACGCUCAGGGUGCCGUUGCUGACGCGGCCGAUGGUGGUGCCGGAGCCCUUACGGAUCUGGUACAGGGGUCCCGGCUCCGGCGGCACACUGGCACUCAGCACACGGGAGCCCGACAUCGCCGUCCUUGACAACUGCCCUGAAAGCGGCGGCGCUGGCGGCGGCGCUUCCUGUAAGGCAGGUGCCGGAGCAAUACUCAUACUCGUAGCAGGCCCACUAGCCGCUGCUGCUGCUAGAGCUGCUGGAGCUGCUGCCGGCGGCGGCGGUGCAUUCGCAACUUGUGAAGCAUUCGUUUGGUUGUGUUGCUGGGCGGAGGCUGCGUCGCCCGCGUUGCCUGUAGAUGGUGACUCAUCGGCAGGGGCAGCAGCGCUGGCCCCGCGGCUUGCGGCCGCACCGCCGGGCUGCCGCACCUGCACUUGAGGCCCGGGCUCGGGAUGGCAGCUCGCGGUCAUGGCCUUGGAGGAGGAGGAGGGGGAAAUCCUUGCCUGCGGCCCUACAAAUGGGAUGGCUCCCGCCGGCCCCAUUCCCCCAUCCUCCCGCCCCGCCUCCCCACGCCGGACAGCCUGCUCAAGCCUCUCCAGCCGUUCCCGCAGCCCGCUCGCCUCGCCGUCUGCCGUCACCAUGCCCGCCGGCAGUGGCAGCAGGAUGGGGCCACCGGGCAGCGACGCCAGUCCGGCGCCGGCCUGCACCAUCCUGUACCAUUGCUGCCACGCAGCGUUUUGCACGGCGGCCAUGGCGCCCUGGCCGCUGCGCCCCUCUACCACAUCGGAGCUGUUCUGCACGGAGGAGGAGACGGUUUCCGUGGCCGGUGAAGGCAGGCUGCCCGUGUCCACGGCGAGCUCAGUAGUCCUGGCCUCAGCCUCGGGCCGACCGGCCGAGGAUGGGGGCCCCGGUGGUGGCGGUGGCGGAGGCGCUGGAGCUGCUGCGGCUGCGUUGGUGGCUGAGCAAACUUGCUGCUUAAGCCGCUCGGAAUCGAGCUCCCUGCAGGCUGGGCCAGAGUCCGCCAGGCGUAGAAGACACUGCGGUGGUCGGAAGGCAGAGGGGUUGCACACGGCGCAACACACAAAGGGGUUUGAGGGGCCCCAAGAUGGGAUAGGCAGCGGAAACUCACGGAUGUUUUUUUUACCAAAAACUAUGAAUGCGGGGCGCGCCGUCGCCGAGGGCGUCCGAAUUGCGCUGAAUGAAUACCCCAGGGGGCUCCUCAACAUACCGCGCCUCGGGCUCCGCGGCAGCUGAUGCACCUGCGGAGGGGUUGUCCCUUGCCCCACCUGGGCUGUGCCCAGGUAUCAGUACCGACCCAAGCGGUGCCACACCACAUGCAGCCGCACCCAUUACUACGCACACACAGACACACAGAGGUACACACACGCACAAAUGCGCUUCUCCGCGUACCUGCAAAGCAUGGGCCAGGCCUUCCGCCGCUGGCGCUCCUGCCGCGCGAAUGCGGACCAGGCGGACAUCACCGCGGCCUGCAGGCGCCUCUCCGCACGGGUCUGCAGCAGGCGACUGCACGUGGCCAGAUGGCGCAGCGAUAUGACCGCCAGGUGCCGCCAGGCGGUCAACACUGCAUGGGGUUGGGGGUCGGGGGGCCGGGGGCGGGGAAGGAAGGGAAGGGUUUGGAGCGGGAAGGAACGGCGCGGGGUGCGGGGUUCUUGACUGGGGGAGAGGGUUACUAGGACGCUUGUGCCGAUAGGCCAGUGGCAAGGAGGGGAAUCAAAUGAUAAAGAGGCAACGAGUCAACAGCUGGCGUCCAAUGCAAGGAUGGAGGCCGGAGAGUAGGCAAAGCGACAACACACAAGGCAGCGACAGCACACUCCCUUACGAACAGUCCCCAAACCCCCAGUUGCCAGACCUACCCUGCCGCUUGACACGCGCCCAUACCGCCGCGUAGCGCCUCUCCACCGCCUCCUGAACUUCCGCCGCGGCUGCGACCGCCAGCCUCCACGCCUGCACCGUCCGAUUCAGCAGCGCCAGUCGCACGUCCUGCUUGUUCCUCAGCUUGUCCUGCAGCCGUUCCCGUACCUCCCGUACCUCCGCGCGCCAGGCCAGCAGGGCGCGCCUUGCCAUGCGUCCCGUCCGCCUCGCCAGCAGCUUCAAGCACGUCCGGUGUAGCCGCGCAGACUGCCCGGCGUGCUGGCCCCAGGCCGCAAGACAGGCCCCCACCAGACCGCGCACCAGCCGCCGAGCCAUGGCUAUGGCUGCGCCGCGCCUGGCCCUGCCGUCCGCCACGGCGGCGGCCCAGCACUGGAAGCACGCUUCGAGGAACAGGCGUCGACAGCGCGCCCUCAGCCGCCACGCGGCGGCCUGCAGACGCAAGCGGCGCGCAGCCAUUACCCUCCAGGCACUGAAGGCCGCCAGCGCGAGCCGGCGCGGCUGGACCGCCACGCGGGUCAGUGCUGGCAGGCGCGCGCGCAGCAGCUCCGCCACCGUUGCCGUGGCGGCGGCGCCGCCCCGGCCGCCGGCAGCGCUCACUCCCCCGAGUGCCGCCAUGAGAAUGCGCUGGAUGGCCUCCAGGGGGUUUCCAACACCGCCGGAAAGCGUACGGCAAGGAAGCCUGCUGCAUCACGGCAUGGGGAGACCAGCCCGCCGGGCGGCGAGCGGAGACGGCAAAGGCAGCGUCCCAGCCAGCAGCCUGCAGGGCGUCGAGAAGGAGGACCUGCAAGGCGGCGGUAUGGCUAGCGACGUACCAGGAGCGCAGUACACCGCGAGCCACCAAUCGCCGCCAUUUGCCCCGCAGCAGACGGGCGAAGCCUGCGAGGCGGGUUCACGCAGCAGCUGUAGCUCGUAACCCCGGCGGCAACGACCCAGCGCGAUCAUGCCCGCCCUCACGGCGGCGCAGCGCCGACGCCAGCCGGACAGAACGCGGAUCGCCAGCGUGCGCGCGUGGACACGGACGGCGCUCUGCCACUGCUCUCGCCUCGGCUGCAGCAUACCGCGCCACGCGGCAAACAGUGCGCACAGCCGGCGGAAGCACAGCCGGCGGUCCGCCAGCGCCGCGGCGGCACGCAGUGUCCGCCUCGCGGCUGCCACUCUGACCCAACGGCGCACCACCUUCCGGAGGCGCGCGGCUUGAUGUCCUGCCACAAGUUUCCGCCGCGUCUCUGCAAGCGUCCGUGUAUGGCUGCACCAGCGAGUCAACACCGUGGCGGCUAAGGCACGGCGCCGCAUGCGCCCCACCGCCGACAACGUGCCCUGCAAGUGCAGCCUUUCCGCUGCUACCCGCCGCCAGCCCGUCAGCACCCGGCGCAACAGAACGCCACGCCGUCGGCCGUCGAACCACCUUUGCAACACCCCCGUCAGUCGCUCCGCCGCCUCCGCGACCUGGCCCUCUGCUUGCAGGCCCAUAGCUGCCUGCCUGGCGACAGCGCGCCACGCAACAAACGCCGCCGGCAGCAACCUACGUUCCCUGCGCUGCGCCAUCCGCUCCGCAGCCCUUCGACGCACCGCGGCCACCCCAACCUCCAUCAGCCACCGCCUCAUGACCCGGCCCUGGAGCUGCUGCUGCCGAAUCAGAGCCACCAGCUCCGCUCGGCGCCGUCUGGCGAUGCUCUCCUCCACGAGAUCGCGCCAGGCGCACCAAAGGACACCCACGCGGCGCCGCGCCACCAUGACUGCGAGAAGUGCUGCGCGGGCAGUCAGCUGGCGGCGCUGCUCACACAGGCCCCGCCAGGCGGCCAUGAUGGAGUGCAGCGCGGCCACAGCGGCGGCAGCGAAGGUGACAUGUGCGGCGCUGCGUGCGGUGGCGAGGUGGCGGGAGAGCUGGUGCCAGCGCACCAGGGCUCGCCUGAGGCGGCUUUCCUGGAGCUGGUGCUGUGUGUCAAAGAUCUCGAGCCUGAGAACGAGAAAAAAGAGUUGGAGAAAUAAAGAUGGAAAAGCAAAAGCUCUUGCUCAAAACCAGCAACGCGUUCAAGAGAGGCGGUAGGGCAGGAGGGCCGCACAGAUGUGGGUCGUGGGCACGUGCACAGCAGCCGUCGCGGGGAAGGCGAAGGUAUGAUACCGAUGGGCGUCGCAAGCCGCGCAGUUUUGGAGCAGAGCUGGAGUAGCAGGUAUGGUAAACGGCUCUUUUCCCGUUUGUUGCACGGCGGGGGCAUGUGCAACACGCAAUACGCCGCCAUGGUGGCGGAGAUGUGUACGAGAAUGUGACCGCGGAAAGUGUAUACGCUCAACGAGGACAUGGCCCCUAAGACCAGGUAGGCAGGCAAGGCCAGGGACGGGGAUAUGUAUUGGCGCGCAGCCCAGCCGGAAAGCUGUUUUCGCGCGCACCUGCACCGUGCUACUUUGUGUCUAGCGUGUGUUUAACGACGGCAUUGCUGUCUGCUGCUCGCACACGGUGAAGACGCGUACACGCAAACAGAGGGAAGACAGGACGGCGCACGCAUCGCACCGGAGCGCCACAGCCGCGUCCUUCCAGGCCUGCAACACACGGCGCGCCAGCCACCUGGCCAGGUGCAGCCGAGUCGCCUCACAGCGACUCCACCGCGCUCGCCGCUCGUCAAUGUAUCUGGGCCGCGUGGGAUAUUAUACUACAUGUUAAACUCCACUAAAUUACCGAUGGAUGAUGGGUCAUAUAUAAUACAUGCAGUCUAUUGUCUAAUGUUGAAAUGCGGCAGAUAGUCCCCCCCAAUGGUUAGGUGUGGUGAGCGGGCGCAACUCUCACCACGUCUCACCUGGACCAGGCCUGUAAAGUCAUUGCGCCGCGCUGCCGCGCCGCGCGCCGCAGCCAUAGCGCACAGAGCCGCUUCAAGAGGGCACUGCGGCUCGCCCUGAAGUGCCACUCCUGCAGCGCCCCCAGCAACCGCCGAGUGUGAUGCCGCGCCCAACACUGACAUGCCAACAUGCUGCAACAGACAAAGCAGCCCGUUGGAAACCCAAGUCAGGUCAGGCUGCGAGAACCCAAAUCAGCCAGUCAAGACAGCAAUGAGGGGGCGGAAUGACAUGCAGCGAAAGUCAAAAGACCUAAUGCCGACAGCAGUAAGGGAAGGGGGAGCAGUGAGCAUUACGAAGCUAACACGCCGUGUGCUGUCUGCUGCUCGCCUGCGUGCACUGCAGUAGGAUACGCAAGGGUGGCGAAGAUGCUGGGAAGGAGGCAAGAAGGCCAGGGGGCAAAAGGGUGGUGGUCGCGGCGCGGGGGAAAGCCCACCAGGUCUCCACCACGGCCUGACCCACAUCGUCACAUACAAGCUCAUCCAGCAGACCCAACCCACUCACCCACACCUCUUCUUCUGCCGCACCCAGCUCAUCCAUUUCCGCACACCGGCCCGCUCCUACAUCCGUUCCCCUCACGCUAAUCAAACCGCGUUUCCAGACCCUAACCCACAGCAUGUGCCGCGCGUGCCGCAUCGCCGCCGCCCGCUGCUGCAUCGCCACCCAGGCCGCCGACUGAAGCCUGCGCUCGUUGUACAUCGCAGCCUCCCUCCGCCUGUUGCGCGCGGCCCGCGCCUCCGCCCUCCACAUCCGAAACGCCAGGAAGAGCGACCAUUUCAGCACCCGCAUCACAUAGCCCUUCACCACGUGAUGGGACAGCUCCAGCGCGUCGUCCUGCAGGGAGGAACUCAUGUAGGCCGCACACUCGGGGGGCACUGUGCCGGAGUGACCUGGGGGGGAAAGACGAACCACACACGAUUGACCUGGGGGGGGAGAGGCGGGGAAAGUGCACCCGGCACCGGCGAGGGUCAGAUCAGCAGUGCGGGCUGCGAGGAUGAGAUCGGCAGAUUGUGGAUGGUAAUGGCUGCAGAGAGAGCGAAGAGAGGGAGGUAGAAAGAAAUGGGCGUGCUUGGUGCGGUCGGGGUUUUCCUACCUUGCUAACGAGUGCAUGGACUCGGGGAAACGACGUCAACGAACAGCGCAGCAACGAGCCACAGUUGUUUUUGUUACCUAUCGCCUAUCAAAAGGAGAGGUGGAAACAUCGCUUCUCCGGAAUAACGUCACCAAGUCCCACACAGCCUGUGGUCUCCACCGCGACAACUCCUCCACGCAGACCCAUUAUUUACGCCCGCCCCAGCUACCACCGCAACCGGGUGUGACUGGGCGACAGCACCAACCUUUCGAUUCUUCCCCUUCUAGCCAUCCCACCCCCCUCGCCCUCACCGGGCACAAGCUGAUCGACAGCGUGUCCAUUCACCGUGUCCAACGGCUGCUGGGGCGGCGUGCUGGGCAGCGCGUGGUGGUGCCGCAGCGAUGGCGCUGGCGUCGGCCCCGGCAUCGGCCCCGGUGCGCACCCCACUCUCCAGGCGCGCACGCUCAUAGUGAUGGCGGGUGCCCUGCCAGGUCAACCGGGGGGAUUAUGUGCUUGCGUUUUGCCACACCCACAUGGCGGGGCGGGGAAAAGGAAAAGAGGAAUAUACAUCGGGCGGGGGAGGAAGAGCAGGAUUGGGGCCAAGCUCUAGCACCUCCCAGUUUCCAAAGCUACUGCCAGCUGUGUCAAUGGCUGGACUGAGCUUGCUUAACAUGGCCAAUUCAGGCCAUGCUGGACCGGGCUCGGAUGCCGCACGAAUCCCCCUCCCCCAUUUUCCUGUCCAGCAGACCGCCGUGCUGUCGCAGCCUAUUGAACCUGCCGGAUGCCUGCGGCAAAACUGUACUGCACGGCUGGCUGAGUAGCCAGGCCAUAUCAUCCCGAGGUGACUGGGGAACCGACUAGAAACACGAAAUCGCGGACUCGGGCUCGUAUCGAACUGCUACAAACGGGCGGGAAAGAGUCCCCCCUGCGCAUCCAGCGUUUCCCUACGUACUGUCUGGAGGUGAGGCAUAUUGCGGGGCUAUGCUGCUGUAGCAGGCCGUGGUAGAGAGCCUCCGCCUGCAGUUCGGCACCGGGGGGAAGCAGAUCUCAGCACGGGAAUGCCAUGAGAGCUAGAUUGAAAAAAGAUGUCAAGGAGGAUGCCUAGGAGCUAGGUUCCUCACUGGCACGUGAUAGGGGAAGAGCCUAGGAUAAAUGUGGGUCGCACAUCGUGAAGAGCAUAUCACAAGGUCGUGAGGCAGACGAAGCCGCUACAAUGUACAGGGUAUGCUAUAGGCAGCAGGAUGCGCUGCGGCGGCUUCGCAAGUAGACGGGUGGUUUUGGGGGGUGGAGGAGGGGGAAAGGUAUCCAAGUUGUGCCCACCUUCCACUGCUCCCACACGCCGAGUCGCGGCGAGAAGAACACUAGGUUGGGGGUCUUCUUGCGGGCUUGCAGGAAGAGCCCUUCCAAAAACGGAGACCGUAGGCCCAGCCAUUCGCCCUGCUCUACCACCUCAAGGCAAGUCGCAUGCUCAACCGCCCCUUGGGGUGGGAUAGCGCUCAAGUACAGUAGAGCUGGUUCGCCAGCUUGUUCAUCAGCAGGGCGCACCUGUAGACCAUUUACAUUGGAAGCAUGUCGGUAACGACCACUAAAUGGGAUAUUGUUCACACAUGGCCAAGCCAUUGGAAACCCCGUGGCUUGCAAAGGCUCACCGCAUAUGCUGUCGAGCUCUGUAUAGCCUCAAGGAUAACCCAGUCGCCAUGGGAAAGCCGCUGGACGUAAUGCGGGAGGUCCUGUCCGUUCGGAAGCAUAGGUUUUCUCCGUUGACUCAACCUUGCCUAAGUAAUCGCCCGUCAUCUUUGCUUUAGCAUUUUUAAUCCUCUUGGUAAUGUUCUAAAACUGCUGGAAUAGGUGACAGCAACCGGAGUCCGGGUAACGGGCUGUCCUCCGGCUGGAUCAUUUUUAAUGUGCCUUUUAUUUAAGAUGAAUUGUAACAUAGUCAUUAUGAACUAUAUGAUCUGUUCUUAGAUAUAGUUUCAUAGCAGUUCCUAGCAUAGUCAUGCAGCGAAAUGUAACCCGUGUCGCAGGUGUCCUGUUUGGCCAUGCAUGGCGUCAUGAGGAAGCAUUUCCUUUGUGCUGUAUAUGGCACCGACUUAAUGCUAGUGCAUGGCGGUCCCUGGCAGAUGGCAGUUCGCGCAGCUCAAGCACGCCAACCGUGGGACAACGACGAGCACAGCCGACUCGCCAGGUGCCUUACUUGUCGACAGACGACUUUGGCCGACCCACUGUUAUCCACCGCUCGUCUGCACUGGACGCACACGACGUGGGCAAGUUGUCCGGGGCUCCGUACGAAGUCACGGAGGACUUGCAGCAAACGAGUCGCAAAGGAAAAUCCCCUCGGAAAGCUGCUGACCAAAUUCAACACCGCAAAGGCACUUUUAAAUUACAGACUUGCCGGACGAAAAGGUUGACCGAUGCCUCUUCGGCAGAGCCCUCCCCGCCUGAUGCGAAUGCUGAAAUACUACCGCGCAACCGGCCGCGCCCCCGUGGCCCAUCUCCUCCACGCAAUCACGACUUCUCACACGGCGAUCUCUCCGAAGCGCUACCCGCAGCGAAUUCGAAACCCCACGCGUCUCACGCGACAAGGACCCGCCAGCCGGGAUCGCAUGCUUACCUUCCGGCUUUCAAAGUCCAGUUCCCUAAGCGAGCUGGACCUGCUGCUGGGCCAGCACCCCACCGCCCCCAACUUGAUUCACCUGGCAGCCACGGCACGGCAGGCCGUACUGCUGGGGAGCCUGUCGCAACCCAGGGAGGCGAGGGAGCUCCUUGACCGGCAUCUGCAGCGCGUGGCGCAGGACGGAGCCGCCGCCGCCGCCGCCACAGCGCCAGCGACGCUGGCAGCUAGGAAGACAGCAAUCACCGCGGAUGGAGCCGGUCCCCGAUAUGGCCGUAGUGAGGCCGCCGGUGAAGCAGAGAGGGGAGCCGGCGGAAACAGUAGGGGGGAUGGUGUCGGGAGUCUAGCCGUCGGGGCUCAUGGGCUUGCAGACAGUCACUCCAGAGAGGUCAACGUCGCGGUGAAUGCGGCUGCAUCCAACAUGGCGGCGGGUCGGGAGGCGACGAUGCCGGCGUUGUCGCCACCAAUUCGCGAGGUUGGCGACGUCCUGUGGGCGUAUGGGAAGCUGCAGUGCAAGCCGCCGCCCCACGCAUGGUCCAGUUUGUUUCGUCCAUUGUUGCUGGACGUGAUGGCGUGGCGUCAGUUACGAGACGGGAGCUGAGCAAGGUGGCUGUAGCGCUGGCGCGCAUGGGGGAGCUAGAUACGGACGUGUGGCGGGUGCUGGCAAAGACCGCCGCCGCUGCGGCGCCGGACAUGAGGCCGCGCGCGCUCGCUUCCACGCUAUGGGCCUUCGGCUCUGUGCGCAUGACCCACGGGUCAUUUCUGGCAGCAUCCGUCCGCUCCAUCCACCACAAGCUCCGACACUUCAACGGACAAGACCUGGUGUGCGUCAUGUGGGCCCUAUCCCGCCUGGCGCAAGACGCGCCAGACGGCGGCAACCAGGCUUCCGCCGCCGCUGCCGCCACGGCAGCUGCACGGAACCUACUAUACGGUGACCUCUCUGAUGCCGUACGACGGUGUAUGCAGCUCCGCGGCUUCAAACCCGCGGAACUCACAACGCUGAUCGGCGUCUUGGACGAGCUCUCCGAAUGUCGGCGCGGGGGUUGAUGCACCUCAGUCCGCGGCUACUUCGCGUGCUGGGCCAGGGGAUCUGCAAGAGCAUGUCCUCGCUGCCGGUGGGCGCUCUGGCCGUGGCGGCGGCGUCCUUUCAGCGGCUGGGCCAUGGCGACGGGGCGCUGUUCCGAGCUCUGGCGGCGGCCAUGGCGCUGCGGCUGCGGCACAUGGACCCGCGACACCUGCUGCGGGCGGCGGCGGCGAUGCAGGCCGCGGGCCUUAGGGACAGGUCGUUCUUCGCCAAAGUAAGGCGGCAAAAGAAGGGUUCUUGACGGGAGGGGUAGGCUCGAUCCGGUAGACCCCUAGGGCUGAAAGGCGUGGCGACGUCGUCGAUGUGCCGUCAACGGUGACUCCAUGGACAUGACGAGACAUGGGGUAGGCCCAUGCAGGGGGCGCAUGCUGCUCACCGGAAUUACCAGAACGCGACGGGCCCCAGCGCGCAGGUUUCAAUCGGGGGCCGUACAGUGCCUGCUGUACGUACGUGUAUUUUGAUGAAUGCCUAUUGACACCACCACUGCCGGCGGGCGGGCGGUGUGCAUACGUUGCUCCUCCCGUCUGUGUUCGUGUCCGUGUAUAGGUACUUGGCGCCUCAGAGUACCGACUUGCCGCAUUCAAGAGGCACGAGUUGCUGUCUAUGGCGAACCUCGCCGGACGGCUAGCAGGAGCUUCAGAACCCCUCACAAGCGCUAUCACCGACAAUACCACCACCACUACCGCCGCCGUCACAGCCAACAGCAGUAGCAGCGGCGGCGGCGGCCAGGUCGCUACCAAGGAGGGGGCGGCGGCGGCGGCGGCGGCGGCGGCGCGGUCAUUCCUCCAUUCGGCCGUCAGGUUCGCGGUGGAGUCCUCCUCGGAGCCGCCAGCGUCGAGGGCCCGCGGUCAGUGCCGCACAGCUCCAGGCUGCGAGGCUUCAGCUGCCCAGGGCCAUUCCCGGCGGGCUGAGGGGACCGCAGCUAUUGAGGCGGUUGUGCAUGAGUGCAUGCGGUUGCGGCACUGGCACCGACUGCUGCGGUCGGCGGCGGCUGCCGGCUGGCGGGACGAACAGCUAGGAAAUGCCGCCCUGGAUGAAAUGGUGCGGGAGGUGCGCCGCGCAAGGCCCGCGUGGCUCACCGCCGUACGCAAGAGGGCUGAACGGCUAGCAGCGGAAGCAGCAGCGGAGACGAACAUGGAGACGGCGGCGGCGACCAUGGUGGAGCGGGAACACCGGUGAGCAGUGUGAGACUGGGGUCGUACAUGUACGACACAGCUGCAGGUGACGUGUCGGGUGUGUUGUACACCGCCGCGGUUCUGGGGUUGCGUGGUCGUGUGGACGUGGUGGAGGCGGUGGUGUUCGGAUUACUGGAGGCCCUCGGGGCUGCGGAGGAGGUCCUCUCGACGUCGACGUCAACGUCAACGCCGACGUCAACGUCAACGCCAACGUCAACGUUGACGGUGGCGCCCAAAGGUCCGAGCACCACCUUGAUCAGGGGCCGCCAGCAGCAGCCGGGUACGCAGUCGCUUCCCUCGGCUUGUGACGUGGUGAUGCUAUCUCCGCAAUCGGCAAGUCAUCUUCAGCGCGGCCUGGAGUUUUUCGGACCGGCGCUAGGUUCGUUGGAGCACCGACGGACGCGUAUCGCUGUGCAGGUGUUGCGGCAGAGGUGGGGGCUGUGGUAGGAAAGCCUGGACUUACCUCAGAGUUCUCUUGAGCUUGAGCGAGCAGAAGGAGAAAGGGUAGGCGGGGGUAAAUGAGAAGGAAUGGGGUGCGCGGGGCCCGGGGGGCUGGGGCGGGGCUGGCUGGAGGUGGCUGGUGAUUCAGGGUUUUGAUAAGACGCGGCAGUGAGGCGGCGCGCAGGCUGAGGUCACGUGGAUCCAGAUCCAGCCAGUCUGGGCAGAUUGCUCGUCGUGUUGGCCACGAGGGGGCCAAGAGGGGGUCAAAAGGAAAAUUUACUUUUUGAAAAUGAGAGUAAAAGCUUCUCUGCGAUUUCCGUUAAUACCUAGCUUUUGUUCAAGUCCAGGUAGCUCCAGGAAGGGUUUCGUAGACUAUGGCUAACUCCAGUCGUCGCAAUGCGAGUUUGUUCUGUUGCCAUGGUGGCAAACAGCUAUACUGCCAAAAAUGGAAAAGGUAGCUGGUGGAUGGUUCUUUUCUCUCUUGAUGCACAUUUUGAAAAAAUAAAACCCUUACGACGGAUAAUAAACUCUGCAGGGCUGUGUUUUUAAAGUUCCGCAAGGCGAGUAAAGCUAAAAGCUUUGCGUGCAUCGGUUUUGCACGAUGCGUCUUCAGAUGUUCCUUUUCUUCCGUGGCCCGCGGUCACUUCGUAUGCAGCACCUUUCACGAAGGCUCGACCCCGUUCCGCCCAUCAACCAAACUAGUUGCGCAAAGGAACUAUAAUUACGUAUCAUUUGAGGUAACGUGCGACCAUAACAAUUGCACUUCCGAUGCUGUGGGAACCCCAGGGCCAGUUUACAUGACCAAUCAUUUCGGAAAGCUUUAAGCGUCGAUAAACACGAUCUACUCGUACAAACCUUAUUUUGGAGGGUCGCUGCAAAUGUUUCCUGCAACUUCCUGAAUUGGCCGCUUUGUUGUACCGUACAGCUCGACGACUCCACUACUCCUGCGGCCACCUGAUUACGAGGGUGCAAAUAUAUAUAUGGCCUAUAUGGCAGUUUACUUGUGAUAAUCCGUGUAAUGGAGACCUUAGCGCGCUGUACGUUACCACUGGAUGAGGGUAGGGCGCUGGGGACGAACGCGGACCCAAACCUGGUAAAAAGGGUGAAGGAAGCCCUCAGCGUGGACCUUACUGUGGAGUCAGCCUCCUUCCUAAGGCUUCUCAUGGCAGCGGACAUUUUUCCACUUGGUAAGGAUGGAAAGGCCUUAGCUGCUUGGAACACGACACGACACUGAUAUGCAUAGGUGUAUAUAAGCAUUUAUCUGGAUAACAGCUACGCAUGCUGUUGGGAUCAAGUAUGACGCCAUGAACCGACUCCUUGGGGACUCUUUGCGUGGCGAGUUUUGGGAAACUUUGCUGUUACGUGGCUCUCUUUUAGGGAGUCCACCCCGAAAGAUUUAAAUUAAUAAUGUGAAUUUUUAUUUGGCGUAUCAAUACAAAUUACAUGAGAAUAGUCACUGUGCUCGCGAGGUAGACCGUUCGUCACGGUGUUACAAACGCCUCCCUUUUCAGCUUGCUGCUAAGAUCAAUUGAACAAAUUUAUGCCAGAUUAUUCCUCAUACGCAGUAGGAAAUCAUGCAGCACAAGUGGUAAGCGGUCAGUCAGUCUAGCCGUGUUCCUGCAAUUGUUAUGUUACCUCCAGAUGCGUGACCAACUGCUUCCAAAGGUCAAAGAGUAAAUAUUCAAAGAGCACUAGCUUAAACGCUUAAUUUGUUAUCAGCUAGUCCUUACAGCUUAUGGUUCGUUCGUUUGGGCUGUCGAAGUCGAGUGUUAUAACAGAACGCUGCCGCCACGGUUCGCGAGCUGCCCAUAGUCCCAAGCAAUUUACACGUUAUAGUAUGAAUAUAACAUGCAUAUUAUUAAUAAAAAAACCCAAUCCAUCACAUGCAACCUCUUCAUUUAUUAACCAAAUCCAGCUCAUCAACGGUCAACCCGUCUAACGCCGCCGCGCCCUUUCUCCACGAACCCACCCACGAAGAACCCCCAGCCCAGCCCCAACUCCCUGCAUUGUUGUCCAAUUUGUUGCUCCUCCUUCCGUUUCUUUCUUUCUUGUCCUCCAUCCACUAACAAAUCUCCGCACACACCCGCCUAGGCGGCCUCUACACGGGUCCCUGGGCCCAUUUAGCCGUACGGCGCUACUGCUGCCACUGGUUGGCACUGCUACUGCGCUUGGACGACCCCCGAGACCGGGAGCCCCUCGUACCGCCUCUCGAUGUCGCCCUGGUAUGGGCCCUACACCGCAGCAUUGACAUCCAUGCCUACGUAGAAGACUGCACUGCGCUGGCCUUCCGUGCGGCCCCGGAAAGGGAGCCCGAGCUUCUCAGUGCCGGACCUCUCCAGGCGCUGAACUUCAGCGACGGAAGCGAUGACGCCGGAGCGCUGACCAGGAUGGGGGUUAGGGGGGCGGGAGGGGAGAGUGUGUGUGUGUAUGAUUGUAGGUGCGGGUGUCUUUCCGCCGGAUAUGGUGCUUUGCUCCCUACUGUCUGUAUGGUCCAAGGGUGGUUGCAAGUCAUGUGCGCUGCUUCCGCAAGCGGAGACUGUCUCUUUGCCGGCAAAGGAGGCCAUACAGAAGAAGAGCGUUAAGGGGAAAGAAGCGGAGGGCGCUGUGCCACAGCCAGCAAGGCAGACCGCAGCACGACACGCCUUCCCCCGCCCUCCCGUGAAACCACCCAAACCCUUCAGGCCUGGCCCCCUCUACCUGCGGACGGCAGCUCCGCUUUCUCGGCAACCAGCUCGACAGCUGGUGGCGGUGGGGGGACCCCUAGGCCUCGUGGCCGCCGCAGCAGCUCCUCCAGCUCAAGCCGCUCCUCGCCUCCACACUGUACGGCCUUUCCCCAAUACCAGCCGUACUGGCCACCGCAGCUAGGCUCCGGAACCGCCACCAGCCCUCCUACCCAACACCACCACCAUAAGCUCCGUUGACCGACGGUCAACUACCUCCCCCUCCUGGAGUACGACAUCAUGGGAGGAGGAGAUGCGGAGUCGCUUGGUGGGCCUUUUGCCGCAAGCGGCCUGGCUUUUGGGUCGGCUGAUGGAUGCGGGCUUUACGGGCAGCCCACAGGAGCUAGAAGCGGCGGUGGAGAGGUGAGGACGGGAUGGGGUGUACGGCGUUGGAUAGGCGGCGAUGGUAGGGAAGGAAAGGGGAGGCUGCCAUGGUGUGUUGCGAGGCGGAUUGAUGUGGCUGUGGCGAUGUGGGGAGGAGGGGACGCAGUCCUGUAGGGUGUUAUGGUGUAUAAACACAGCCCACAAGCCCAGGCACACCCAUAUUCAACAUUUACUUGGGCCGCUGUUGGGCUGCCGUUGCCCCUCAGGUACUGUCGUUUCCUGCUUCUAGCCCAACGAUAUCAUUUCGAGGCGCUGCUGUUUCCGCCCGAUGUGCUGCUGGUGUGGUGGGCGCAUAAGGCCCACAGCAGCGCUUACUUGGCGGAUAUGGACCUGCUCAUGGGCUGUCCCUUCGACCCGGUGCUGCCGGCGCUGGACGAUGUAUUGCUGGCCAGGUGCGUGCGCCUGUGUGUGCGCGCUACAAUGCAUGUACGUGCACGUGUACGGGUACGGGUAUGCGUCUGUAUGCGUUCGGAGGGAAAAGAUUUGUUGCUUGAGGAUACGAUAUAAUAAGGGACAUCACCUUCACUUCCUAAACAUCAAAACGCGCAUGCGUGUUUGUUAUCACAUCGCGAGAUGCGCGUGCUGUCCCGCCUCGCUGCUCCGAAACCAGCUGGCUGUCGCAACUGGGAGAGUCUCCAUUUCCCCAUUUCUCACUUGAGUCGCUGAGGGCUCUGAGCCGAGGGGCUAGCACCUCGCCUCCGUGCUUUUCGCAUGUUUCCCCUCUAACCCUGGGGAGUCUCCCCGCGGGAAAAACACAAUUCCCCGCCCUCCGUGCCGCCGCCAACCACAUUCAGGCGAACCGCUGAACUGUACGAAUUCGAGUUCGGCGAGCCGUUCAACUUAUCCUUUCCAAUCGCGUCCGAGCCCUUUGGCCUCUACGAGCCACGGCUCUCUGCCGGUACAAGCGGAGCUAUCACGGCGGCUGGAGCCGCUGCUCCGCUGCUUCGAUGCCCCCCAGAAGGAACAUCAUCAGACCGCAGGUUUCCAGGCGGGGUCAUUACACAACUCCUCCCCAAGAAGCUCAUUACGCAACUCGCAUGAUGGCGGCCUCCCGUAUCCCCUUAGGUGUUCCAGCAGCGGGGCGGGCUCGCGGCAGCAGUCGAGCCGAUGCUGUGGCGGGGCCAGCAAGGCAGCUACUAGGGCGCCGGCGUCCGCAUCCGUUACCAGCCAAACUCGCGGCGCACAGCGCAAUCCGAGCCGAGGUGGCAAUGGCGGCCGCAGGUUGCUGCUGACGGGGCGAGUGGUGGCGGCGCUGGCCCGGGGAAUCAGAUUGCGGCUGCGGCAGGGCUGCUUUGGCGAUCCGGGCUUCAGUUUGGAGCUGGCCGCGGCGGCGGCGGCGGCGGCGGCGGCACAGCCACAGGUGGCGGUGUCGGCCGGCAGAGCCGUCAGGGAGGCCUGGGAUGGGCUACAAAAGGCGCCAGAGGCGGCGGCAGUGGCGGCGGAAGCCGUUGGAAAUGCUGUUGUACGAGCAGGCAAUGGUGGCGGGGCAGAUCCAGGGCCAUUAGUCGUGCCGCUUUGCAGUGAGAUGCUGGCCCUGUUCAAUCAGGCGAUGGCGGCGCAGGGGGGAGCUUCGGGAUGUACGGCGGCCUGUACGGGCAGACACCGAUCCAGCACGGGAGCGCAGACGAGUCUGGCGGGUGCGCCUCUGGGGGCCGCACCUGACGACGUGCCGCGCGCCGGCGCUGCCGUGCGAUACCUCGUGUGGCUUCUCGAGCGGGAGUUGGCGAGCACGGCAGCGGCUGGCGGAGGUGCUGAACCUUGCGGUGGCGGCGGCGGUGGCGGCGGUCGCUGGGGACUGGUGCGGCUGCUACCGACAGGAGGAGGGGGCCGAAGCUUUUCACCACGUUCGGCAACUUGCCGAUGAAUUCGAACCAUCCAUUUUGGUAUGACUGCUGCCCGGCCGCGUUUGUGGAGGAGCCGACGGCGUCGUCGACAUCGUCGCUGGGCAACGGUAUAGGAUUGCAGCCAGUGACCAGCGCUAGGCUGAGCACGGUGCUGGAGACGGCGGCGUGGGAUUCGGCCGUUGCGAAGGCGGUGUGCGCAGCGACGCGGGCGCCAAGGUGGCGAUGAAGGCGGCGAAAGGAAGGUCAAUAACGAUCGCGGCGCCAGGGACAAAGGCCUGGAAAGGAUUGCUGUCAGGGCGCAAAGAGUCCUGAAAUGCACGAAUGCAGGACGAGAAAAGGGGAGGUGAGAUGAGCCAGGCCAGAUUGGAUAAGCCCCGCUGGAUGCGGUGGGAGGGGGAGGGGGAGGAGGGCCAGUUCAGGGGAAGCCGCGUGCGAAGGUGAUUUUGCUGGAGCUUUCUCAGGGUAGGACAAACGCAGAGGGAGGAACGAUGGUUUACAUGUUCGGCCGAGCAAGUGAUUAUCGACGAGCGCGAGCUUUUGGUUAAGCCUGAUACGUUUAGGUCCACAGAGAGCAUGGCUUCGAUAGGAUUAGGUUAAGGAUUCGGUAGGAUUCAAGUUAAGUUGUCCCGGCUUUUCCUGUGAUGUUUUGGUAUUUAUGUGGAGAAGUAUGAUGAUGUAUGCUUCUCAUGGUUGGCGGUAAAUGAUACGUAGACUGCGAUUCGCAAAAGCGGUGAAACUGCGCGGUGGCGAAAGGCUUGGUUGUUUGGGGCUUCUUACCGUUGCAGCGUCCUUUGAGAACAAUCAUUAUUAGCAUGCGACACUUCCAUUCCUUCUGGAUGCGCAACAUCUAGCUCCGGGUCCUUGGUGUUACCAUAUCCCUCUUUGGGGAAACCCUUUGCUAAAUGACGCUCAGUUGGACGAACAUUUUGGUGAUCUUAGAAAUUUGCGUGGGUUAGAUACCGUAGGUAUGGCCGUACGAUGCCACACAGCUAUGUCGUCUACGUGGAAUUUGGUGCGCAUGGUUGGUGUACAAGGCCUUACUGAGGCGCAACACUUUCAUUGUACGAAUCUGUUUCGUACUAUCGUGGUACGGGGCAUAUUAGGGCUUACGCCGAGGCAUCCCCUGCCGGCAUCGUGUCAGUCGGGGGCGACUGCCAUAACGCGUAUAUCGCAACUUAUCGACCGCCUACCCCCGCAAUGGACCAUAGCGGCGAUAGUAGCUAUUAAUGACAGAAACCAUGAAAUACCGCCUCCGCAAGAGGCCUGGAAAAGAAUUGUCAAAAGCUUGGGAUGGAGAUUUGGUCAAGUGUUACUGCAUUUCUCUCAAGUAACGGUUAAAUUUGCGACGACUUUACUAAUGGCACCUUCUUUACGAACGCUUGAUAUCAAACAUGAAGAUUUUAUUUUGGAUGCUGUUGAUAUCGUCUUAUCGCCGGAGAACUUGGCCAAUACUUUGUUGGAAUUCCGUCGUACUUUGUCGCGCAUGUGGAGACUUCGGUGGGAUAACGAGCAUAAAGAAGCCUUUUGGAGGCUGGCUCUUGAUGGUUUCCCUGCCUUUCCUAUGCAUAGGGCGCAACGUCAAAGAGGUAUCCCGGCUGCUAUGUGCCCCUGUGGUGUACGCAUGCUUUGUGGGGAUCGUCGGCAUCGUUUCUGGGAUUGUACUGUCGCGUUGGCUCUUCGUGAAGCUCUGCAAAACGAACUUGAGUUCCCUGACCUUUUCAACCGGGCUAACCUGUGGUUGGGCAUUCCACCAACCUGGAUUUGUUCGUGUGUAUGGGAGGUUGUAUGCCUCGCGGCCAUCAGCUCACUCAAUCUCGGUCGCCGUUUGUUGUUUAAGGAAGGUCUCCAGACCAACAUGCCUAUAUCAACGCCAUCGCUUAACCGCAUUACAUACGAGGUUAUCUCUGACUUUUGGGCCCGUUUAACUGCUUUUGCGGCACGGGAUUACUUGCCAAAACAUUGGGAUCAUGUACCUCACAAUCACCCUUUCUUAUAUGUCAAUGACGCAGACAUGGUUGCUUGCCGUUUACCGAUAUACAAUGACGAAGUUUGAGGGCGCACGUCGGAGCCUCAAUUUUUUGUUUAAGCGUACUAACUGAGGCCGUGUGUCCAGUGAAGUUAGUACGGCCUGGCCGAGUUCUUUUUGAAUAAGGCCCACAGUGUUGUGCGGGAGGCGUUCCUAUGGGCGCUGCACUCGACCCGUUCGGGGUCCACUGUAACAAUCGCAUCUCCAUUCCUAACAUUUCAUUCCAUUAUGUCCACGCAUAUUCGCAUCUUGCUUUAGUCCACUUCGCGCGUGUAAAAGCCCUGGGAUGCGGCCCUGGUGCUGCGAGCAGUCAGGGAAUAAUAGCGAAUCCGGCCGAUCGCUUGAUAAAGCGUUGCCAAAGCAUCCUUGUGAGAGACAAAUGUGUUAUAACGCACUUAUGCACACAAGGAAGCGUGAUGUGGUUUGCUGGUUGCGAUCCUUUCCUGGGUCGCAUUAUGCUGCCAGGAGGCCGCGUUAUGGUGUUCCGUGUUGCUAAAAAGUUUAUAAUCCCGCUGUGUGCAUGCCCUGGUGUUAGGCAUGCCAUGACUGGUAUUAUCUUUGUGCGAGAAAGGACGUCUGCAUUGCUUGUGUCGUUGUUUGAUGAAGUUUACAUUUCCGAAGGUAUGAAUACCUAGCACCCCGUCUCGACCACAUGCCCGCACCCAAACAUCGUUUAAAUAGGCAUAUCCGUCGCAAUAGUAGCGCAUGCGAACGUUCCUGGGGCAGUUGCAUGACGCAUUGCUGCAGGUUGGAAUAAAAGUCCGAAUGACCCACGGGUCGCUUUGGUUGAGGAGCAUUGAGAACUGCGAUUUUUUCCGCGCGCGCAGCAGAGGCGGCGUCCAGCGACUGCCACCCAGGUCUGCUCUGCAUGCCUCCGACCAGUUGCCCACCUACCGCCACAGAGGACGAAUAGAUUACUAGUUGGGAGUCGAUUGCAGGAAAGGAGCUUUGGCUUAUGGCCGAACAGUAUUGUUUUCUGAUGCUCCCGGAGGGAGGUAAUGGUUGAAAGAACCAUUUUGAUGACUGUGCUGUUGAGGUUAGGAAUAUUCAAGUCGAUACAAGGAUGUGCUGGCCAAGGAGAUGUUCGGCCCGCAAUCCGCAGCAAGUUUGAGGGACAUGCGUGCAUCAGAGAGAUCCACGAGGUGUGCUGCUGAGGAUGAUGUGAGGGACCCUCGUCCGCAGGGCACAUGUGUGCAUGCGAAACGAACAAAAAUGUGAAGUAGCCGUACAUGGUCCAAUGUUUGGUGUCACUCAGGUGGAAAGAAAUUCGCCCGUCGGCACCUUUGGCGGCCCUCACCCUUUUGAAAGAGCGGUCCGCAGACGUUUCCCUUUCACCGCCGGACUUCAGGAACUCAACCAGCAAAGUGGUACUAGGUGUUCUUCUGUUAGCUAUCAAGUCAAUUCAAACAGCAGCGAGGCCAUCUGCUGGCCAUCCUCCUUCCCCUCCGCGUUUUUUUUGCUUCUUGCCGCAAGGCUGCAAGUUUGUCGACUCACUGCACCUUUCGGUUCUUAACAGGUGAAGGCUUCCCUGUAGGGGCCGGCCAAGGAGGCGGCCAGGGCCCGCCAGGGCUGGGGAGCCCCUCAUCGUUGCGCAAAAAAGUUCUGGCGCGCCGCCCGUGAUUCCAACGAGGGCUUGAGGAGGGUAAACAACGAGGCCGUGCAGCUAGCGUCAGACAUAAGCAGAUACAGAUUUCCAACACGAUAUUUCGUUCUGUUAGGUUCAGAGGAGCAAGUCAGCUAGCCAGGCGCCAACAGGGCGCGCUUUGUGGAUUCGCUUGGUCGGUUUUGUUUGAGCAGACCGCGCUUUUUACGUGACCCGCUUUGUGAGUCCUCUCCUCAGCCUUUUCGUUUCGCCAACGCUAACACACCGAGCUCAACCUCAAGAACAAGAACAAGGAAACAGCAACAACCGUAAGCAUCGAUUCAAGAGUUAAGAGCAUUUCGUUUCGCCAGCCAGCAUAGCGCCAGAGCGAGCCGCGGCAGCGCUGUUUUUUUCUUAUCAAGGCUCGCUCUGGCGCAGGACGGUCCUGCUCAUCAUCAUCUUAUCAUCGACAUCCAACAUCAACGCCUGUGAACGGCUGCUACUAUUGCGCGACCUUCCCCAGUAUCUGCAGUUACCAGAUAGCGUUUUUCCACUUCCCAAGUGGGUUCCUUCCCUUGCUUGCGAGUGUCGCCUCCCUCCGCAAUAAUCAUUUUGUUGGCUAAAUAAAGUGGGGACGACUUUCCUUCAGCGAGGAGACGACCCAACUCCCUCUUCGUCAUCAUCCUCCCUCCCUGUUUGAAAAAUACAUCAACGUCAGAUCGAGUGCAUUUUCGACAACACCAGCCCGCCCCGCUCAACGCCGCCAUGAUGAUGCGGCAGUCGGCGUUCAAAGCGGCGUCCGCGCUGCCGCCCUCCGGCGCCACCGACUUCGCCGUCGUUGGCGGGGGGCCCCCAGGCUCCUCCGGCGCUGGCGGCCCCGCAGUCUUCACAGCAGCCGACCUCCAGUCCGCGAUCGCGGCCCUGCAAAUCGCAGGCGGCCGCCGCGGCGCAAGGCGGCGACGAGAGCGGUUCCUUCUUGUCCCAGCUGCCCUCCCUGACAAGCCCGGCACCUGGCGGCGGGUUCGGCCACCCAGUUUCCGUACUGUACGGCACUCCGCCGUCGCACCACUCCGCUGCGUCGAUGCAUUCGGGUCAGUUCGCGGCUCGCGGGCCACCGCCGCCGCCGGGGAUGGGUGGGUUCGACGCCACCAGCGAGUCCGGCGGGGUCGCACGGCGGCUUCUUCACACCGCCUUCACGUGGUACGACAGCCCAACAGUUGUACACCGCGCCGCCGCGAGGUGGGUCGCGGUCUUGC